Cajanus cajan (pigeon pea) is the source of this 1580-nucleotide messenger RNA. RefSeq names its product transcription factor bHLH68. Gene Ontology annotation, molecular function: RNA polymerase II cis-regulatory region sequence-specific DNA binding; protein dimerization activity; DNA-binding transcription factor activity, RNA polymerase II-specific. The record is from RefSeq and is a predicted model, not a curated record. Gene Ontology annotation, cellular component: nucleus. Gene Ontology annotation, biological process: regulation of transcription by RNA polymerase II. NCBI's taxonomy places the organism in Eukaryota, Viridiplantae, Streptophyta, Magnoliopsida, Fabales, Fabaceae.
CUAGCUAAUUAAGGAACUAAGAGCUGAGUAGAGAGUAGUAUUAACCUCAACACACUGGCCACCAGCUUUUGUGUUCUACUUUAUAAUAAAGCAAAAGUAGGAAUAAAAAGGAAAACUGAAUAGAUAGGAAAGAGAAAGCAACAUAAGCAAAGUUCCUCAACCCCAUCUCUAUAAAAUACUGUGAGACCCCAAAGCUUUAAGUUUCUUCAACAGCUAGUAUAAGAAAGCAAAACAGAACUCUCAAACCUUUAGCCAAGCCUUGUUUGGGUGUGCAUACAAGGAAAUAUCACAAAGUGCAGAAAAUGAUGGCUGGCAACCCUAACUGGUGGAGCAUGCAUCCACCACCUUUGAUCCCACCCCAAUACGUGCUUCCUCCUUCUUCAAUUCCUUUUAAUUCUUUGACUGAAAAUCCUGAGCCUCCUCAGUCAUGGAGCCAACUGCUUUCUACUGGAUUACCGGGAGAAGAAGAGAAACUUGGUUUCAGUCAUUUUCAGCCGAAAAACUGGGAUGUUCAGUUUCUUAAUACUGCUUCUAGAGUUCCUAUUCUUGAUGUAAUAAAGCAAGAAGUUUCUCAAAGGGGCAAUUUGUACGACCAUGGACUUGAGGAGUUUCAGGCUUCUGGACCAGCUGGCUCAUCUUGGUCACACAUGGUGCCAGUUUCUUCUCCGGGGUCUUGUGUCACUAGCUUGAGUAGUAAUAAUAUAUUGGAUUUCACUUAUAACAAGUCAGAUCAUAGGAACAAUCUACUACAAGACCAAAUAUCUGAGUGUAAUAGCACAGCCACAGUUGCAGUUUGGAAGAAGGCUAGGGUUCAGCCAUCUUCAAGCCAAGCACCUCUCAAGGUGCGGAAGGAGAAGCUAGGAGAUAGAAUAACAGCACUUCACCAGCUAGUUUCUCCGUUUGGAAAGACUGACACAGCUUCUGUGUUGUUAGAAGCCAUUGGAUAUAUAAGGUUCCUGCAGGGUCAAAUUGAGGCACUCAGCUCUCCUUACUUGGACAAUGCAUCAAAUUCAAAAAACAUGAGGAAUCAACAGUCUGUACAUGGAGAAAGAAAUUCUGUUUUUCCAGAGGACCCGGGUCAGCUGUUGAAUGACAAUAAUGGCCUGAAAAGAAAGGGAGCUCCAAACCAGGAUGCAGAAGAAAAACCAAAGGACUUGAAGAGUAGAGGGUUGUGCUUGGUCCCAGUGUCUUGUACCCAACACGUUGGAAGCGAAAAUGGGGCCGAUUACUGGCCACCUGCAUACGGCAGAGGAUUUUAACAUUUCAUAUGUUAAGUGCUAGCUGGAAUUAAUAUUUCAUAUUUGUGGAUUAUAUGAUAUAACAUCGUGAACACUCAAUCUCUAAUAAUCAAAAGGCUGAUUGCUCACGAUGCUAUAUGCCAUUCACUCCAUGGAAUUUUAUAUAUCCUUUCUUAAAUCAUCAUGUACUUACUGGCUAGCUCUCAUCUAGUUAGGAUAACUUUUUUAAGAUUUCUCUAAACUUUAAUCAAUCUGUACUAUGUUCGUGCUUCUUCUAAAUAUGCAUCUUGACUUUCAAAGGAAAAAGAAAUAUGCACUGUGCGGAUCUCAUAUUCUUCCUUA